AGUGCACUACGUCAGUUUUCAUACUUCCCAAGACAUCGAACAUCAGCUUCAUCGCCUGAUUAUCUAUUUUAGGGACAGGCAAGAAAAGGCAUUCUCCAUUAUGGGAGCAUUUCAUCAUGAUAGAUGAAGCAAGAGCCAAAUGCAGACUGUGCAGUAACGUACUUAGUUACAGAACCUCCAUUUCAAAUUUGAAGAAACAUUUGAUAAAGAAACACCAACAACCGAGAAAGAUACAGAGCCCUGCUGUCGUUUGGAUCUGACGUGAUGCACAAUCUACUUCGACGUAGCGACGAAAAACCCGAAGAUAGUACUCGACGACCACGACUAUUUGAUAUAGAGAAAAGAAAUCAACAAACCGUUUGGAAAUGUUGUUAUUACUUCAGAACUAGGGAGAAAAGGUGCAAAUCCACUCUAGUGACCACAGGGAGGAUCGUAACAGUCAGCAGUGACACUCACAACCAUCCGGCUGUUCCGAAGAAGGACAAGUAUAAGAACAUGCUCUCGCAAAAGGUCACUAUUAUCAGAGAGUGAGAAU
Molecule: messenger RNA, 535 nt
Organism: Acanthoscelides obtectus
Lineage: Eukaryota; Metazoa; Arthropoda; Insecta; Coleoptera; Chrysomelidae
Source: the annotation of a GenBank genome assembly